Molecule: messenger RNA, 2062 nt
Organism: Vespula vulgaris
Lineage: Eukaryota; Metazoa; Arthropoda; Insecta; Hymenoptera; Vespidae
Product: cytochrome P450 4C1-like
Exons: 11
Coding region: 255-1889 (544 amino acids)
Molecular function (GO): iron ion binding; oxidoreductase activity, acting on paired donors, with incorporation or reduction of molecular oxygen; heme binding
Source: RefSeq, a predicted model, not a curated record
GUCCAUUUAUAAUUAUGCGUCCGUCCAUAUAACAUCUUCGUUUUUUGGUGAUCAUGGACUUCACAAGCGUACAGUUAUUCAGUUACUAGCCAUUUAUUAUUCCGGACACAUCUACUACUGAUUUUGGGCAUAAUUUGAAAUUAUUUUUCGAAUUGUAAUAGUAUAUUAACAGUUCCGAGUGCUUCGAUUACAUUAUUAUUAUCAAUUUUUUAUUCUUUUAUUUUUCUUUUCGUUCGCCAAUUACAGCUGAUAUAAUGUUCACAAUCUUAUUGGGUUUUAUUUCAUUUUUAUUUUUAUUACACUAUUAUAUAAAAUAUCGAAGAAUAGGAAGAAUACUUCAAGAUGUUCCAGGACCAAAAGCAUAUCCCAUAAUAGGAAAUAUUUUAAGAUUCCAGUCUAGCAAUUUAGAAAAAACUUUCGGAAAACUUUUGGAAGUCGAUAAAGAAUACUAUCCAAUCUAUAAAGUAUGGUCCUUCUUUUUUACCUCGGUAACUCUACUUCAUCCGAAGGAUAUUGAGAAACUAGUCAAGAGUAGCAAAAAUAUAGAAAAAAGUACAGCUUAUAAUUAUAUAAAACCUUGGCUAUCUAAUGGAUUGGUAACUAGCAGUGGUGACACAUGGCAACGACGACGAAAAAUUUUAACGCCUUCCUUUCACUUUAAUAUUCUGAAACAUUUUCUUAUAACAUUUAACGAAGAGGCAAAAUAUCUUGUAACAUCAUUGAAAGAGGAAACCAAAGAUGGGCCAAUUAUAAAAGAUACGUUGCAGCUUGCAAACAAGCACACUUUAAAUGCUAUAUGCGAAACGGCCAUGGGUAUCCCUUUAAAGGGAAAAGAAGAGUUACAAAUUAAAUACCGCGAAGCUGUUCACAAUUUCAGCAAAAUUGUAUCGUACAGAAUUUUGAGACCUUGGUACCAUUCAGAUUUCAUAUUUUCAUUUUCAUCGCUUGGCAGAAAACAAAAAAAACUUUUGAAAACAUUGCACGAUUUUUCAUCAAACAUAAUCACGGAAAGGAAACGUUUUCAUCAACAAACUAACGGGAAAUACUUACAAAAUUUGGAAGAAAUGGAUGAAAACGACGUAUUUGCUAAAGAAUCCAACAAUACUUAUAAGAAUUCGAUGUCCAAGAAAAAACUUGCUAUGUUAGAUUUACUCAUAGCCGCUUCGAAAGAUAAUCAAAUCAAUGACGAAGGAAUUCAAGAAGAGGUCGAUACUUUCAUGUUUGCUGGUCACGACACUACGGCAACAUCAUUAAAUUUUUGUUUGCUUCUUUUUGCAAAACACAAAUCUGUACAGGAAGGUAUAAGAAACGAAGUGAACAAUAUCAUGCAACAAAAUGAUUGUAAUUUGACGAUCUCGAUGCUUGGUCAAUUUUCAUAUAUGGAAAGAUGCAUAAAAGAAUCACUGCGUUUGUAUCCUAGCGUUCCUUCUAUAUCACGUUAUUUAUUAGAGGACUUGCAAUUGGAGAAUCAUUUAAUCCCAGCCGGUGUGGAUUGUCGCUUAAGUAUUUACAGUAUACACAAGGAUCCAAACUAUUGGCCAAAUCCAACGAUUUUUGAUCCUGAUAGAUUUUUACCAGAAAACAUAAAGAAUCGUAAUCCUUAUUCGUACAUACCGUUUAGUGCAGGAUUACGAAACUGUAUUGGUAAAUGUUGCAUACAACAAACGAUCAACUCGAAAUUAUUGUUUCAUCUUUUUUCUUUUUCUCCUUUUUUUUUUAUUUUAAUAGGUCAAAAAUACGCUCUCCUCGAAAUUAAAGUAAUGUUAGCCUACAUAUUGCAUCAUUUUCGAUUAGAACCAGUGGACGAAUUGGAUGAUGCUAAAUUCAUGGGAGAUAUGAUUUUGACUUCAACGAAACCGCUUCAUGUCAAAUUUAUACCUAUAAAAUGAUAAUGAUUAAAUCUAUUUUUAUAUUAUAUUUUUCUUGGAAAAUGGAAUAAAUAGCAAAUAUAAGGGGACAUAUUUUCUAUAAUUUUGGUAUAUCGGUAGACAGAAAUAUUUGAUCUGUAUUGUAUUUUUAUUUGCAAAUAUGUAAUAGAACGAUAAUUCAUGUAAAAAUAUUA